AUGCAGCAGGUGUGGCUUGGACCUCACACCCAGCUGCCCCCACCCAAUGCCUUGGGACGCCGUGCGGGCCCUGGGAGAGUGCUCAUCCUCUACGGGGUUGCACGCUGGACCGCAGCGCCGGGGCCGGACAGGGCGCGGAGACUCGGCCUUGGAAUCCGCGAAAGCUCCCGGGAGCAGGGGUCGGAGUUGGGCCUCAGUCUGCAGAGGAUCUGCGGAAGGUGCGAAGCCGUCUACCAGACGCGGGCGGAGAAGUCUUUAGCUCUGCGCCCGGGAAGCCUGGCCUCGCGCCUCAGCCGCGGGGAGCCCCGGGCGCCCCGCCCCGCGCGGAGCCCUUCGGUUCCGGGAGCGCAUGGUCGGCUCCGCGCCCUUCCAGGGCCACGACCAGGGCCGGGCAGGGGCGGAGCCGCGGCCUCCGGGAGCUGGGUCCCUGCCCCCGCCGUUCUUUGUGACCGGAGCGCGACGAGGUACUGUCCCCCGCGUCCGCCCGACGGCCCCGCUCGGCGCUUUAAAAACCCGCCCGGCUGCAGCUGCUGCUGCGGCUGCGGCGGCGGCGGCGGGAGGCGCGGAGACUGGCGCGACCGAGCCCGGGGCCCGCGCCCCAACGGCCGGCCAGAGCAGCCCCAUGGAGGGCCACCGGGUGUACCAUUCGUGGUGCCCCCUUCCUUCCAAAGCCAAGACUGGGUGCCCCUGAGCAGCAGAGAGUGGGCCCAGCCCCCACAGGACCCCUGCCCAGCCCCGGAGCUCCUGCCUCAUGCCACCCGCAGCAAUCUUGGAGACGCAUGCGUGGUGGGGACCAUCAAUCCAGAGCUCUACAAGAUCCCGGAGGACAAAAGUGAGACCCACUUCCCUGAGGGCUGCCUGGGGCGGCUGUGGUUCUCUGUGGAAUACCAGCAGCAGGUCGAGCGACUGCUGGUGGGCCUGAUCAAGGCACAGCGGCUGCAAGCCCCCUCAGAGACCUGUAGCCCCCUGGUGAGGCUCCAUCUGCUACCGGAUGAGCGGCGCUUCCUCCAGUCCAAGACCAAAUGUAGAACAACCAGCCCACAGUUCGAUGAGCACUUCAUCUUUCAGGUGUCCAGCAAGAGUGUCACCCAGAGGGUGCUGAGGUUCUCAGUGUACCACGUGGACAGGCAGAGGAAGCACCAGCUCCUGGGCCAGGUGCUGUUCCCCCUGAAGAAGGAGACCCUGGUGGGCGACUGUCGGCACAUCAUCUGGAGAGACCUGGAGGCUGAGAGCCUGGAGCCUCCCUCCAAGUUUGGCGACCUCCAGUUCUGCCUCAGCUACAACGACUGCCUGAGCCGCCUCACGGUGGUCGUGCUGCGAGCCAAGGGCCUCCGUCGGUUCCAGUUCCUCCAGGACGAGGCCCUGAGCCCCCCUGCCCCGGGAGCUGGGGGUGGCGGGGGCACCCCUGCAUGCAGAGCUGGUCACUCAACUGGAGCCCGGGAGCUGGGGGCACAGGAGCCCUGCUCGGGCUCACCCCGCAUGUCCCGCCCCACAGAGAAGGUGUUUAGGGGCCCCAGGAGGCCUGAGCACCCGGCAGGCAGGACCCGCCCCCUGUGGGGAGAGAUGGGAGUGUGGUGCCAGGUUCCAGGAACAAAGGCCAGCCGAGCCGUGGGUGUGCUUGUCAAGGUGUCUCUGAUGAACCACAACAAGUUUGUCAAGUGCAAGAAGACUUCGGCUGUGCUGGGCUCCGCCAACCCUGUGUACAGCGAGACCUUCAGCUUCAAGGCCGACCCUGCCUUGAAGCUGGACACGGCGAGCCUCAGCCUGACAGUGCUGCAGAGGGCCGAAGGGGACAGGAGCCACGAGCUGGGCCGGGUGGUGGUGGGCCCGCACAUGUACACCCGCGGCAAAGAGCUGGAGCACUGGAACGAGAUGCUUAGCAAACCCAAGGAGCUGGUGAGGCGCUGGCACGCGCUUUGCUGCACCACUGAGCCCUGA
Mesoplodon densirostris (Blainville's beaked whale) is the source of this 1938-nucleotide messenger RNA. RefSeq names its product synaptotagmin-15B-like. Gene Ontology annotation, molecular function: clathrin binding; syntaxin binding; calcium-dependent phospholipid binding. NCBI's taxonomy places the organism in Eukaryota, Metazoa, Chordata, Mammalia, Artiodactyla, Ziphiidae. The record is from RefSeq and is a predicted model, not a curated record. Gene Ontology annotation, biological process: regulation of calcium ion-dependent exocytosis; cellular response to calcium ion; calcium-ion regulated exocytosis.